AUGACUCUAUCCACACCUCAACUCACCACACCCACCAUAACAACGCCCCCAACCUGGGCCACCCUCCCAAAAACCCUCCGCCAAACACCUCCCUCAAACCUCACAUCCCACACGAUAAACCAAAAGCGCGGCAGACCCCUCGACUCCUUUCUCGAAGGUCCUAUCUACAUUCAAUCCCUAAACCUCCUCUUUCUAACCGACAUUCCCUACGGACGAAUCUUCACCCUCAAUCCCACCACCGCGCAAUGGUCCCUCUUCCUCCAAUACGAUGGCGAACCCAACGGACUCGCCUACCACCACAUCACAAAGAAAAUCCUAAUCGCCGACUUCAAAAACGGUAUUCUGGAGCUCGACCCCGUCACAAAAAAUCUCCGCACUAUUAUCUCCCGCUACCACGGCGAGAGACUCAAGGGCCCGAACGAUCUGGUGGUUGAUUCUAAGGGAGUGGUGUAUUUCACCGAUCAGGGGAUGACGGGGCUGCAUGAUGCGACGGGACGGGUGUUUCGGUUGAUUCUUGAAGAAAACAAUGGUGAGGGGGUUGAUGGUGAAGUUGGUGGAAGGCUAGAGAUGAUUAUAUCGAAUGGGCCAUCGCCGAAUGGGUUGGUGUUGAGUCGCGACGAGUCGGCGCUGUUUGUAGCCAUGACGAGAGAUAAUUCUAUCUGGUGGGCCGGAUGGGAUGGCGAUUGA
Aspergillus costaricaensis CBS 115574 is the source of this 687-nucleotide messenger RNA. RefSeq names its product SMP-30/gluconolactonase/LRE family protein. The transcript is spliced from 2 exons. The record is from RefSeq and is a predicted model, not a curated record. Lineage: Eukaryota; Fungi; Ascomycota; Eurotiomycetes; Eurotiales; Aspergillaceae. Bases 1 to 687 code for a protein of 228 amino acids.